Ricinus communis (castor bean) is the source of this 2339-nucleotide messenger RNA. Its product is annotated as probable LRR receptor-like serine/threonine-protein kinase At3g47570. Gene Ontology annotation, biological process: protein phosphorylation. The record is from RefSeq and is a predicted model, not a curated record. The coding region runs from base 315 to 2186 and encodes 623 amino acids. Lineage: Eukaryota; Viridiplantae; Streptophyta; Magnoliopsida; Malpighiales; Euphorbiaceae. Gene Ontology annotation, molecular function: ATP binding; protein kinase activity; protein binding. The transcript has 2 exons.
UUCACAAUGUCUACAUGCUCAUAUAACCAAACAUUAAUGAUUAAAAUUAUACAAACGUUAUCAUUAUCUAUCUUAAUCCAAAAAACAUGCUCUUCUGAUAGGAACACAUAUAAGAAUUCUUAACUCCUAUAAUUACUUUGAAGUAUUUUGAUUGUUUUUAUUAAAAAAAAUAAAACCCAUUUCCUAUAAAUAGGCAUAUGGACAUGAACUAUCAAGCUAGUAAGUUUCUAAUCCAGAUUUUUCCCUCCUCCUCUCAAAACCAAUGGCCAUUUAAUUAACUAAACCUAGAUCCACCUUACAAAGAAACUGUAUAAAUGGGGCUUUCUUGCAGGAGUUGUUUCUCACUAUAUUUUUCAUCCUUGUGUAGACUUCUUGUUGCUAUUAUUCAUCUCCUGUCCUUCACUGUAUUAUCAGCAACCUUUGCCAUUGGCAAUGCCAACAAUCAGACAGAUCGACUAGCAUUGCUGGACUUCAAGGACAAGAUAACCGACGAUCCACUUGGGGUCGUGAGUUCAUGGAAUAGGUCUCUUCAUUUCUGCAAGUGGUAUGGCAUCACUUGUAGCCGGAGACAUCAAAGGGUGACAAGGUUAGACCUAAGUUCCCUCAAACUUUCAGGUUCCAUAUCACCGUAUGUUGGCAAUUUAAGCUUUUUAAGAGAGUUGUAUCUUGAAAAUAAUAGCUUCAGUUAUGAAAUCCCUCCUCAGAUUGGCCAUUUGCGUAGACUCCAAAGCUUAUCACUUUACAAUAAUUCGAUUAGUGGUGAAAUUCCUUCCAACAUAUCAGCUUGUUCUAAUCUUGUAUAUUUAUACUUAGAUGGGAACAACCUGGUAGGGGAAAUCCCCGAGGAGCUUACUUCCUUGAUGAAGCUUGAAUAUUUCUUUUUGGGAAAGAACAAUCUGAUAGGAACUAUCCCUCAAUCUCUUAGGAAUCUAUCAUCCAUUGAUACAUUCUCCGCAUAUCGAAAUAAGUUGCAUGGGGUUCUACCUGAAUCCUUUGGCCGAUUGAUGAAUCUAAGAAUUUUAACAUUGUAUGAUAAUCAGUUUUCGGGAAACAUUCCUUCUUCAAUCUUCAAUCUCUCUUCGAUUGAAAGUAUAGAUGUGGGAAUCAAUCACUUACAUGGCACUCUUCCAAUGACCUUAGUCAUCUCUCUUCCACACCUCAAUUUCUUUUCCAUUGGGCAAAAUCAAUUCACUGGAUCCAUUCCAACCUCAAUUUCCAAUGCCUCAAAUCUAGAAAUCCUUCAACUGAACCAAAAUAGUCUUACCGGAACAGUCCCUUCUCUUGAAAAGUUGAACAAAAUGUUUUUCUUAGGCAUUGCAGGGAAUCAUUUAGGCGGUGGGAGGACUAACGACUUGAAGUUUCUUUCAGAUUUGACUAAUGCUACUGCUUUAAGACUAUUAAACAUAAACGACAAUAACUUUGGAGGGAAGCUGCCUGAACACCUUAGCAACUUCUCGAAGAAGCUCGAGCUACUUGCCCUAAAUGAUAAUCAAAUACAUGGAAACUUACCAGCUGGAAUAGAGUUUCUUGUUAACUUGACUAUUUUGUCUGUAUCAAGUAACAAACUGUCAGGUACAAUUCCUUCCAGCAUUGGAAAGCUUAAGAAUCUACGAGAACUUUAUAUGCACGAUAACAAUUUUUCGGGAAGUAUUCCAUCCUCUCUUGGAAACUUGAUAAAUUUGAUUCAUAUUCUUUUAUAUUAUAAUAAUCUUCAAGGCAUGAUCCCUUCAAGUCUUGCGAAUUGCAAAUCUUUGCUAAUAUUAGAUCUUUCCAAUAACAAUCUUACUGGUCUCAUACCUCGGAGACUUUUUGAACUUUCCUCUUUAUCAGUAUCUCUUGAUUUAUCAAACAAUCGUUUGUAUGGUUCCCUUCCCAAUGAAGUGGGAAACUUGAAACAGCUAGGUUCGCUAGCCCUUGAAUACAACAUGUUAUCAGGUGAGAUCCCCAGUGGUCUUGGCAGUUGUGAAAGUCUCGAACAGUUAGACAUGAGUCACAAUUUGUUUCAAGGGUCUAUUCCUUCAACUUUAAGUUCAUUGGGAAGCAUUCAACAAUUGAAUCUUUCUCACAACAAUUUGUCAGGUACGGUACCCAUAGAAGGCAUUUUCAAGAUUGCAAGUGCAACAUCAAUAGAAGGAAAUAAAAAUCUAUGCGGUGGCAUUCGUGAGUUUGGCCUACCUGAGUCCUAGUCUGAACAACCGAAAAGGAGACAUAGAGUAAAGUUGGAGAGAGUAAUCUAUUUAGUUUCCGCCGCAGUAGCUGCAGCGCUGGUGCUUACUUGUUUAUCUAUUUGGCGGUUACGAAAGAGCAAACGAGAAUCCACAUCGAGUUCUUUUGAGAAU